CUCUGACCCGGGAGGGCUCAGGGGGCCGGCCUGGAAACCACAACCUCCCUGGCCCCCAGGAGCCAGCCUCUGCCCCUUCACCCCGCUUUGCUCUGUGACAGCUGGCCCGGUGCUGCAGGCCCAGAGGGGCAGCCGGUCAGUUGAUUGGUGAGUUAGUGUGAGUUUCCUACCCGGACAGCCCAGUCCAGCUGGUGGGGCUAGGGCGUGGGUGUGGCACCAGGAGUGGGUGGACCAUGCCCUCCCAGGCCAGCUCCCAGCAGCAUUAGGACCAGCAGCUGGACACGCUGCCCCAGGGCUUAGGAUCCCAGCUGGGACGGUGAGUCAGCCAGCGGGCCGGGCUCCCUGGAAUCGGGACCAGCACCUCCCGUUGGGGGCGCCCACCACCCAUGUCACCGGCAGAAAAACUGGACCCGCUUCCUGACACCUUCAUCCUGCAGCCGCCUGUCUUCCACCCGGUGGUUCCUUAUGUCACAACCAUUUUCGGCGGCUUACGCGCCGGCAAGAUGGUCAUGCUGCAGGGCGUGGUUCCGCUAGAGGCACGCAGGUUCCAAGUGGACUUCCAGUGCGGCUGCAGCCUGCACCCCCCGCCCGACAUCGCCAUCCACUUCAACCCUCGCUUCCACACCACCCAGCCGCACGCCAUCUGCAACACCCUGCAGGCCGGGCGCUGGCAGGCCGAGGCCCGGUGGCCCCGCCUGGCCCUGCGCAGGGGAGGCAGCUUCCGCCUCCUCUUCCUCUUUGGACACGAGGACAUGAAGGUGAGCGUGAACGGCCGGCACUUCCUCCACUACCGCUACCGGCUCCCGCUGUCCCGCGUGGACACCCUGGGCAUAUUCGGGGACAUCCUGGUGAAGGCUGUUGGAUUCCUGAACAUCAACCCGUUCCCAGAGGGCGGCAGCGAGUAUCCAGUUGGACACCCCUUCCUGCUGGGGAGCCCCAGGCUGGAGGUGCCCUGCUCACGCCCCCUUCCCCGGGGUCUCUGGCCGGGACAGGUCAUCGUGCUGCGGGGGCUGGUCUUGCCGGAGCCCAAGGACUUCACGCUGAGCCUGAUGGACGAGGCCGCGCGUGUCCCCGUGGCUCUCAGGGCCUCCUUCGCAGACAGGACGCUGGCGUGGGUGUCGCCCUGGGGGCGGAAGCAGCUGAUCUUGGCCCCCUUUCUCUUCUACCCCCAGCGGUUCUUCGAGGUGCUGCUGCUGUGCCAGGAGGGAGGGCUGAAGCUGGCGCUCAACGGGCAGGGCCUGGGCGCCACCAGCCUGGGCCGGCAGGUCCUGGAGCGGCUGCGGGAGCUGCGGGUCAGCGGCACCGUCCAGCUGUACUGUGUGCACCACUGAGGAGGGCCCGGGACCAGGAGGGCCCGCCACACUCAGCCCCAUGCUCUGCCCACCCCUCAAAGUGCCUGCCUGUUGCCGCCAUGCCAGGCCCAGCUCACUCCCAGGGUCCGCAGGGGCUGGGCCCCCCGCAGAGGGCAGGCAGAGGGGUGUGAGGGCGCCUUCAGCUCUGGGCCUCCCUCCCCCAGGAGCUGGGGGUUUGCCUCCGUCUUCCUUCAGGGCUUGGAGAGGAGGCAGGUUGUGUAGCUGAACAAAGGGACAGAAUCCUGGCUCAGGGACGUGACAGGCUCCUGCCGCCCACCUGACAGCGGGAGAGAACGGGCUGUGCCCACGGACCCCCAGGGUUGUCCUGGCCAGCAUCCCACCACCCCAGGCCAACGUCCCACCACCCCAG
Myotis davidii is the source of this 1722-nucleotide messenger RNA. RefSeq names its product lectin, galactoside-binding, soluble, 12 (gene LGALS12). The transcript is spliced from 9 exons. The record is from RefSeq and is a predicted model, not a curated record. Gene Ontology annotation, biological process: intrinsic apoptotic signaling pathway; lymphatic endothelial cell migration. Bases 387 to 1331 code for a protein of 314 amino acids. NCBI's taxonomy places the organism in Eukaryota, Metazoa, Chordata, Mammalia, Chiroptera, Vespertilionidae. Gene Ontology annotation, molecular function: integrin binding; lactose binding.